Pseudozyma flocculosa PF-1 is the source of this 3117-nucleotide messenger RNA. RefSeq lists its product as uncharacterized. Lineage: Eukaryota; Fungi; Basidiomycota; Ustilaginomycetes; Ustilaginales; Ustilaginaceae. Gene Ontology annotation, biological process: carbohydrate metabolic process. Gene Ontology annotation, molecular function: hydrolase activity, hydrolyzing O-glycosyl compounds; carbohydrate binding. The transcript has a single exon. Bases 1 to 3117 code for a protein of 1038 amino acids. The record is from RefSeq and is a predicted model, not a curated record.
AUGCGACCCGCCCUCUCCCCGCUGUACGCCCUCGCGGUGGCGGCUCUGACCGGCUCGACGCUCUCAGCGCCAGCCACGCUCUCCACCCGCGACUCGCAGCUCGAGCUCAGCACCCUCCAGCAACGACAGGCGUCCAAUGACACCUCCGGCGACAGCCUCAUCCGCCCCUCGUUUGACGUGACUGCCUGCCCCGGAUACCAGCUCGUCGGCGAGCCAAAGAAGUCCCGCGCCGGCUUCACCGCCCGGCUCAGCCUCGCCGGUGAGGCGUGCCACGCCUACGGCGUCGACAUCCAAAACCUGACCCUCGCCGUCGUCUACGAGAACAAGCACCAGCUCCACGUCCACCUCUACGACACCGACAAGCAGCAGUACCAGCUGCCCGACGGCCUCAUCUUUGACCGCCCCGGCGAUGACCCCGCCAAGAUCAAGCAUAGCUCCACCGUCGACGACAGCGACCUCGUCUUCCACCACACGGGCGAGUCGGGCAACUCGACCGGCCCCUGGGCCUUCUGGGUCGAGCGCCGCUCCAACGGCGACGUCAUCUUCGACACCCGUCCCGACAACAUCCCCACCUACGACCAGGGCAUCAACAAUGUCUCGGGCGACUCGAAGCGCAACUCGACUGCCAUGCCGGCCCACCCGCUCGUGUUCGAGAACCAGUAUCUCCAGCUCUCGUCGGCGCUGCCCGAGGAUGCCAACAUCUACGGCCUGGGCGAGUACGUGGGCUCCUUCCGCCGCGACCCGGACGAGACGCUGCAGCCCUUCUUUACCCUCGAUGCCGGCACGCCCGUCGACAGCAACCAGUACGGCUACCACCCGGUCUACACAGAGGCCCGCCAGGGCGCCGACGGCAAGGUCAACACGCACGCUGUCUACCUGCAGAACACGGCCGGCAUGGACGUGCUCCUCCGCCGCGGCCUGAUCCAGUACCGCGCCAUCGGCGGCACGCUUGACUUCCGCUUCUUCUCGGGCGACGAUGCCGAGCGUGGCGGCAACAGCGCCAACGCCGCCAUCGCCCAGUACGUCAACUUCGUCGGCCUGCCCACGAUGCAGCCCUACUGGAGCUUUGGCAUGCACCUGCUACGCUGGGGCUACAAUAACGUCUCGCAGACGCGCGAGGUCAACGAGGCUAUGCGCAAGGCCGACAUCCCGCUCGAGGUGCAGUGGCAGGACAUCGACUACAUGGACACCUUCCGGGACUUCACCGUCGACCCGAACCGCUUCCCGCAGGAGGAGCUGGCCGGCUUCAUCUCGGACCUCCGGUCGCAGCACCAGCACUACGUCCCCAUCAUCGACGCGGCCAUCCCCAAGGCGCCCACCAACGAGAGCGACACCUACGCUGCGGGCACGCGCGGCGACGAGCUCGAUGUCUUCCUCAAUAACCGCAACGGCACGCAGUACGUCGGCUCCGUGUGGCCGGGCUAUACAACCUUCGUCGACCAGCAGGCGCCCAACGCCCAGCAGUGGUGGACCGAGGCCAUGGCCAACUUUAGCAAGAUUGUCGACUUCUCGGGCAUCUGGCUCGACAUGAACGAGCCCAGCUCCUUUAUCAUUGGCAACGCCGCCGGCCCCGAGACCAACCUCUCCAGCACGCCCGUCUACACGGCCCAGACGUCGCAGCCCGGCUGGCCGCAGGGCUACGACAACAUGACCUGGGGCAACUCGGGCAACAUCACCGUCAACGGUACCUACACCUUCAAGCCCGAUGUCCUGCAAAACAACCCGGCGGAGAAGCGGCGCCUGGCCGCGGACUUGGACCUGGCCCUAGCCAAGAGGCAGGACGCCGGCGGCGAAGACAAGUACGGCCCCAACGAGCCCGACUUUGCCUAUGCCAACGCCUCGCAGCGCUACCGCACCAACCCGCCCUACGCCAUCCACAACGGCAUCCACUACAGCGAGGGCCCGCUCAACAUCAACCUCGACCACAAGACGGUGUCGAUGGAUGCGGUCGGCGUCGACGGCGAGCGCUCCUUCUACGACGUCCACAACCUCGACGGCACGCUCGAGGAGAUGCACGUCCACCGCGCCCUCAAGAAGAUCCACCCGGACCAGCGUCCCUUCCUCAUCUCGCGUUCGACGUACCCGGGAGCGGGCAAGUACACGGGCCACUGGCUCGGCGACAACUUCUCCAUCUGGAAGAUUCUGCCGGGCAAGGAGGCGUACAAGGCGGGCGCAGGCAUGGCCGAGAGCAUCGGCGGAAUGCUGCAGUUCCAGAUCUUUGGCAUGCCGAUGGUGGGCGCCGACAUCUGCGGCUUCAACCGCAACACGGACGAGGAGCUCUGCAACCGGUGGAUGAUGCUCGGAGCGUGGUCUCCCUUUAUGCGCAACCACAAUACGCAGGGCGCCAUCUCGCAGGAGCCGUACCGAUGGGACAGCGUGGCCGAGGCAUCGCGCCGCGCGCUGCGCAAGCGGUACGAGCUGCUGCCCACGCUCUACUCGCACGUCUCGCGCUCCAGCGUCACGGGUCAGCCGGCGCUGCGCGCCCUCUGGUACGAGUUCGAGUCGGUCUUUGAGCAGACCAAGGACUCGGCGCACCAGUUCCUCUUUGGACCCGACCUGCUCGUCACGCCCGUCCUCGAGCCCAACGUGACGACCGUCAAGGGCCUCUUCCCCUCGGCCGGCGGAUCGUGGCGCAACGUCUAUACGUACGAGGCCCUCGACGUCGAGGCCGACAAGAACGUCACCGUCGAGGCGCCGCUCUCGCACAUCAACGCCCACCUGCGCCCCGGCCGCGCCCUCCUCACCCACGCCGAGCCGAGCUACACGACCUACGAGACGCGCCAGAAGCCCUUUGGCCUCGUCGUCAACCUCAACAGCACCGGCCAGGCCUACUCGGACUUCUACCUCGACGACGGCGAGACUCCGGCGCCGACGGACAACUCGACGCUCGUCGUCGAGGCGGCCAAGUCGAGCGUCAGCGGAAGGCUCGAGGGCGCGUUCCGCGUCAAGCAGCCCCUGGAGCGUGUCAUUGUCCUCGACGUCGCUCAGAAGCCGAACCGCGUCUCGUUUGGCGGCAAGGACGUCUCGAGCUUCAAGUGGAACGGCGACAAGAAGAUGCUCAACGUCACCGGUCUCAGCGGCGACCUCAAUGGCGAGUGGAAAUUGCGCUGGGAAUGA